Elaeis guineensis (African oil palm) is the source of this 1102-nucleotide messenger RNA. RefSeq lists its product as uncharacterized. The record is from RefSeq and is a predicted model, not a curated record. NCBI's taxonomy places the organism in Eukaryota, Viridiplantae, Streptophyta, Magnoliopsida, Arecales, Arecaceae.
CAAGGGGGAGUGGCGGCGGGGGGAGGCCACCGAAUAAGGGAAGUUCUCGUGGCCGUCGGGGGUGACGUUCCGGUCCGGCCGGAUGGAGGGCGACGCGUAUUGGGGGUCGUGGAUUGCGGACCGGCUGUACACGAACGGGGACUACCACGAGGGGAUGUGGCGGCGGAAUAUCCAAAAGGGGCGCGGCCGACGGCAGCUGCUACGUUGGCAGGUGGAACAAAGGGGAGCCAAAGACCCUCAAUGGCACCAUCUACCCGGCCGCUGCAGCCGGCGGACCGAAGGAGAUCGCCGGCGGGAGGAGGAUCCCCUUUUCGCCGCUGGAUGAUUGAUACAUUGCUGCUGCCGCCGGUGUUCCCGAAGUCGAGGAAGAGGUCGUCGGUGGACGGAGCACCAGGGAGGGCGAGCGCCGCCGUCGUCGUCGAGAAGAACUUCCCCAGGAUCUGCAUCUGGGAGUCGGACGGCGAGGUCGGGGACAUCACAUGCGACAUCAUCGACACCCUUGAGGCGUCGAUGCUGUAUAGGGAAGGGACUUCCUUCGACUCGGUCGGUGGUGGCAUCGGAGCCAGGCAGGAGCGCCGGCGCCCGUGUUGCUUGACCGUCGGGGAGGUGAAGAAGCCCAGGCAGACGAUAUCCAAAUGCCACAAGAACUAUGAUCUCAUGUUAAACCUUCCAUUGGGAGUCAGGUACUCUGUUGGGAAGCCAGCUUCGACUCAAACGAGAGAGCUUUAGCCCGGGCAGAUUUCUGGACAAGGUUUCCUCCCGAGGGAUCCAAGAUUACUCGGCCCCACCAAUAUGUUGAGUUUCGAUGGAAGGAUUAUUGUCCCAUGAUCUUCAGGUAGCAAGGGUAAAAUUUCGUAUUAGCAUGUCAAAUUAUAGACUAUUCUCCUAACAUAUCACGUAUCCCUUCCGAACUCUUCAUUUUGCAUAGUAUUUUUGGGCUUCGUUCACUUCAAAUCUCCCACUGAUGCUGUGUGAAUUCAGGGAGGAGCAGCUUCGAGAGCUGGCGCUGUGGCUGGGGGUGAGUGGCUACCGAUUCGUGUGGAUGCUACGAAUUGAAGGAAAGAAGUGGAUGUCGAAGGGGUAUGAGGAGAGGAUCGUGGGG